Molecule: messenger RNA, 1535 nt
Organism: Scylla paramamosain (green mud crab)
Lineage: Eukaryota; Metazoa; Arthropoda; Malacostraca; Decapoda; Portunidae
Product: mucin-3A-like
Exons: 2
Coding region: 121-1329 (402 amino acids)
Source: RefSeq, a predicted model, not a curated record
AGACCCUUCGAGCACCAUUCCCGUGUAUAAAUACGUGCAAACAAACUCGAGAGGCCAGAGUCGCUGCACUCCACCAGGUGAUCACUUGUCAAGCUCUCACCUUCCCUUCAACUGUUCAGGAUGCGGUGUCUGUUGCUGGUCCUGUUGGUGGGCUGUGCCAGCGCCGCUAACGUCGAUAGACCUCGUCGACAACUUUUCGGCAAUGAUAUUAACUUGAAAUCUUCUCUCUCAUAUUUACCACCUAAACAAGAGUCCAACUGUCAGACCUCUGUUAUUUCCAAGACUUCGGUCGUGUACUCCACCCGAGUGGUUCCCUCCACCGUCUACUCCACCAGCGUCCAAUACAUCACCAGGACAGACUACAGGACCCAACAGGUGUACACCACUGCAUACUCAGAGGUCACUCGCACACAAGUCGUUCCCUCCAUCGUGUACCAGACAAGGACGGUGACCCGCACGGAGGACAGGGUACGCACCCAGGUCGUCACGCUCCCUCCUCAGGUCAACUACGUCACACGCACACAAGAGGUUGUCCGCACCCAAGUCCAGUACCAGACCAGGUACACCACCCGCAUCCAGCAGGUGCCCACCACCGUCACCAGGAACGUGGUGUCCACCCAGGUGGUUCCUCAGCAGGUUUACAGCACCGUCUACCAGACCCAGACAGUCACCAGGACACAGCAGCUCCCGGGACAGACCCGCACCGUCCAGAGCACCCAGUACAGCACUGUCUACUCCACCACGGUCAUCCCUGCCCCAGAUGUGGUGCGCUCCACCACCGUCUACAGGACCAACGUUGUCACCCAAACCGUCACCCAGCCGGGACAGACACAAGUCGUCACCAGCACCCAGGUGGUGCCUGUCACCACCACCAUCGUCUCUGAGGUGGUGAUCACUAACACACAGACCCGGUACGUCACCCGCACACAGGUGCAGCAGCAGACGACCACCGUCUACCGCACGCAGCAGGUGCCCCAGUACACCACCAGGACGGUGACGGUGCCCCAGCAGGUGGUUAGCACUCAAGUGUCUACACAGGUGGUGUCCACAACCAUCUAUUCUCAACAAACCAUCCAGACAACCCUUUACCGGGGGGCUCCGACCCGAUACGUGACAGUCACACGCACUGCCUACAGCACUCAAUAUCUUCCAGACAGGACCCGUACUCAAUACGUCACUAACACCGUUUACAACACAAACUACGUCACCUCCACCACCUACAGACCUGUGUACAACACUAUCACCGCCACCACCACCGUCCAGCCUGACUGUUCCACUGGCUACGACUACAAAGCUCCAGCAGAGACCUUCAACGCCCUGGGACGCUGAGUAAAGCAUCGAAGAGGACAACUGGAGGCAGCCUCUCCUGCCCCACCAGCAAAAACACUAAUUAUCGAGCGCUUGGCUGGGCAUCUUCAUACAGAAGACCAACACCCAAACUUCCUGUAUGGCCUUAGUUUCACAGAAAGUUGAAAAAAAGUACCCUAUAAGUUCGUCAUAUCUUAAAUGUAUUUAAUUAAAAAUGUACUAGAUUA